AUGCAGGCCAGCGGGGCUGCAGGAGCAGCAGCGGCAGCAGCCGCGGCAGCAGCAGCAAGCGAGAAGGCAGCAGCGCGGACCCCAAAAUGCUCCCGCUGCCGCAACCACGGCUUCGUGGUGCCGGUGAAAGGCCACGCCGGCCGGUGCCGCUGGAAGCAGUGCCUCUGCGACAAGUGCUCCCUCAUCGCCGAGCGCCAGAAGAUCAUGGCAGCCCAGAAGGCGCUGUGGCAGCAGGUGCCCGACGCCCCUGUCAGGGUGGCUGUGGGCUCCGCUCCCUCAGGGGAGGACGUCGCGGCCGGUGCCUCUGAGCAGAGCAGCCACGUGCGGGCGAAAGGCGGCCAUUCCGCCGUUGGCAGUGACAAAGGCACGGCACGCAGGGGUCUGCCGCCACCACCUGCUGGCCCUCCCUUCUGGGACUACGCUCACUCUGCUUUUCCUCCAGAAUACAAGGUCAGCACAGAAUACAUGGAGAGAGACCCUGCAGGAGUGUAUCCUGCUUGUUCUGGGAUGUAUCCUUACCACCCAUUUCCCAUGGGAUUUGCCAUCAACCAGCCAGGCUGUAAGGGAGCACCAUCACCUCCAGGGAUUUCACUUCAGAAGGGUUUCCGACCCGUUCCAAGCAGCUCUGGACCAGGGAAUGCAGCUUCUUUGUCAAUUCCAGAUGGAGGUGGAGAUUUCCAUCAGGCAUACUACACUCCUCUGCCUCAGUUUGUCCCACCAACUUUUCUGCCAGGGGUUCAUUAUAUUCCACCUCCCCUGUCACUGAAUGUGUUUGCUGAAGCAGCCAAGGAAGCACACGGUCCUGCAGCUGACAGCCAGGAUUCAGGGAUGGUUAGUGAACCUAGCCAACCAUCUUCUUCCCCAGAAGAAGCAAGCAGAGACCAAUCUGUAUGUUCUAAACAGUAA
This is a messenger RNA of Centrocercus urophasianus (Greater sage-grouse), 906 nucleotides long. RefSeq names its product DMRT like family B with proline rich C-terminal 1 (gene DMRTB1). The transcript is spliced from 4 exons. Gene Ontology annotation, biological process: sex differentiation; germ cell development; regulation of transcription by RNA polymerase II. NCBI's taxonomy places the organism in Eukaryota, Metazoa, Chordata, Aves, Galliformes, Phasianidae. Gene Ontology annotation, cellular component: nucleus. Bases 1 to 906 code for a protein of 301 amino acids. Gene Ontology annotation, molecular function: RNA polymerase II cis-regulatory region sequence-specific DNA binding; DNA-binding transcription factor activity, RNA polymerase II-specific. The record is from RefSeq and is a predicted model, not a curated record.